Messenger RNA from Gongylonema pulchrum, 438 nucleotides. The record is from the annotation of a GenBank genome assembly. Lineage: Eukaryota; Metazoa; Nematoda; Chromadorea; Rhabditida; Gongylonematidae.
AUACCACCAGUGCGAUUGAUAGAAGGCACUGAGCGACGGAUGGCUGAGGCGGAAGUGAAUCUGAAAGCAACAUACGCUAAAGUUGAAGUGAGAGACAAUGGAACUGGCCUCUACACUGUGGAUGGUUAUGGCCUUGAAUAUUUUCGAUCAUUACAAGCAAGGGAAAUUUUUAUGACACCAUUGAUCGUAACGGAUCUGCUGGGAGAAUUGGAUAUAAUUGGUAACAUCACAGAUGGCCCAGGCGGUACCUCGGUUAUACCUCGAGUUAUCCGUCAAGGCGCAUCUCUGUGUAUUGCCGCACUGUUUCCUGAGCAUUUUGACAAACUACGACUAGCUGGUUUGCUAACUCAUGAUCCGAGAACUCGCGAACGGUGCAAGAUCAACCAAAAAGGUGCACGCGCCAAGUGGAUAUGGUUUCUAAAAAGUGCGGAUGGGUAA